This is a messenger RNA of Mycosarcoma maydis (corn smut), 2727 nucleotides long. Its product is annotated as putative n-acetyl-gamma-glutamyl-phosphate reductase. Gene Ontology annotation, biological process: L-arginine biosynthetic process. Lineage: Eukaryota; Fungi; Basidiomycota; Ustilaginomycetes; Ustilaginales. Gene Ontology annotation, molecular function: NADP+ binding; acetylglutamate kinase activity; arginine binding. Gene Ontology annotation, cellular component: cytoplasm; mitochondrial matrix; mitochondrion. The coding region runs from base 1 to 2727 and encodes 908 amino acids. The transcript has 2 exons. The record is from RefSeq and is a predicted model, not a curated record.
AUGGGUGUGCUUGCAGCCCAGCGAUCGUCCGCUCGCGGUCUGGCUCGUGCUACCGUCGCUGCUCAGCGAUGGUUGAGCACCGCUUCGGCUGCCCGCGUCGCUACCGCCUCGUCCGCCGCUUCCACUCAAGUCGAGUGCUCCAAGCCUCGUGCUGCUGCCACGCCAGCCGUUCGAUCCUACUCGAGCGCCGCUGCCCGUGAGAACGCCUACGACAGGGAGACGAUCACCAGGCUAUUGUACUCGCUCGCCUCGCGCAAGGAGGUCGAGAGGUAUCUGCGCAUCUUCUCGGCUGCCGACAAGUUCGCCGUCAUCAAGGUCGGUGGUGCCAUCCUCACGCACCAGCUUGAGGAGCUUGCACUCAGCCUCUCGUUCCUUCACCGCAUCGGUCUGUACCCCAUCGUCCUGCACGGUGCUGGCCCGCAGCUCAACGAACUGUUGGAAAAGGAGGGCGUCGAGCCAGACUACAUUGACGGUAUCCGAAUCACCGAUGCCAAGACGCUGAAAGUGGCUCGUCGAAUCUUCCUCGAGGAGAACAUGCGUCUCGUUGAAAAGCUCGAGUCGCUCGGAAGCCGUGCUCGCCCGAUCCCCAUCGGCACCUUCACCGCCGAAUACCUCGACAAGGACAAGUACGGUCUUGUUGGAAAGAUCAACAAGGUGGACAAGGAGCCCAUCGAGAGCGCAAUUCGAGCGGGCUGCCUGCCCAUCCUCACCUCGCUCGCCGUCACCAACGAUGGACAGAUCCUCAACGUCAACGCCGAUGUGGCUGCCUCGGAGCUCUCCAAGACGCUCGAGCCGCUCAAGAUCGUCUACCUGAACGAGAAGGGUGGUCUGUACCACGGCAAGACCAAGGAACUCAUGGAGGUCAUCAACCUCGACGAGGAGUACGCCGACCUGAUGAAGGAGGAGUGGGUCAAGUACGGUACCAAGCUCAAGCUGCGUGAGAUGAAGGAGCUGCUCGACCACCUUCCACGAUCUUCGUCGGUAGCCAUCAUCUCGGUUGACCAGCUGCAGAAGGAGCUCUUUACGGACAGCGGUGCUGGUACGCUCAUCCGACGUGGCUACAAGUUGUACCGCAAGAACAGCAUCGAGGAGGUGGGUGCCGAGCGUAUCCGUCAGGUCCUCAAGGAGAACGACGACGAGAUCAAGGAUGGUCGCAAGUCGGUGGCCGAAUUCUUCUCCGAGAUCUCGCAGCACCCUUACACGGUGUACGGUGACGAGCCGUUUGACUGUGUCGCCUUCGUUUCGCAGCCCGAAGGCGAAGUCGCGAUCCUGCAGAAGCUCGUCACGACGCGCAACGGUGUUCUGAACGGCGUCAACGACAACAUCUGGAAGCAGAUCCGCAGGGACCACAAGCGUCUUGUUUGGACGUCGCGUGCUGACGAUGACCAGCGAGCGUGGCACUAUGAACGUGCCGACGGCUCGUUCACGCGCAACGGCCGCUCGCUCUUCUACUACGGCAUCCACGACGUUGCCGAGGUGGAGAGCAUCGUGCGCAACCUCGAGGAGAAGAGCCGUAUCGAACGCGCUUAUCUGCCGCUCAAGCCUGCCAAGCCGUCGUCGCCGAGUGGUACGCGUGCCUACUCGACCAUGUCGCGACCCGGCCUCACGUCUUGGCGCAUGAUGGCCGGCUCUCGUCGCGGUUACGCGACCGCAGUCGAACGAAGCGCGCGAAUUCCGGCGUCGACUACUGAGAAGAAGCGUGUUGCUCUGAUCGGCGCUCGUGGCUACACAGGUCAGUCGCUCAUCGCGCUGCUCAACAACCACCCGCACAUUCAACUCUCGCACGUGUCGUCGCGCGAGUUGGCAGGUAUGCCGCUCAAAGAAUACACAAAGGCACACGUCAACUACACCAACAUUGGCGUCGAAGAUCUCAAGAAGCUCGAGCGCGGCGAGGGACCCGGUGCGCCUCCGGAUGCCUACAUCAUGGCUCUGCCCAAUGGCGUCUGCAAGCCGUUCGUAGAGGCGGUUCAGGAGGGCGGCAAGAACAAGCGCAACGGUCACGGUGUCAUUGUCGAUCUUUCCGCCGACUAUCGCUUCCAAGACGAGUGGACCUACGGUUUGCCAGAGAUCUAUGGACGUAGGCAGGUUCGUGGGUCCAAGUUGAUCUCGAAUCCGGGGUGUUAUGCGACGAACAACCAGGCGUUGAUUGCGCCGUUGCUGCCGGUGUUGGAUCGUUCGGCUGGGCCUACGGUGUUUGGGGUAUCUGGGUACUCGGGAGCGGGCACUAAGGCGUCCGAGACGCCUACGGGCGAGAGAAAGACGGUUCCUAAGAUCAGUGCUGACGAUCUUGCUGGUGGAAUUCGAGCUUAUGCGCUUACCGAUCACAUCCACGAGCGCGAAGCCACCUACCACCUCUCUCGGCUAUCGGCGGAUGCUGUCAAAGUCGCGUUUAUCCCGCACGUCGCACCGUGGUUCCAAGGCAUCAUCUCGACCGUCUCGGCGCCUUUGAACCAGAAAAUGUCGUCCAAGCAGAUCAAACAACUCUACGCUGACUUCUUCGCCAACGAACCUCUCGUGAAAAUCCAGGACCAAGUCCCCGAAAUCAAGGACAUCCAACUCCAACACGGCAUCAAACUCGGUGGUUUCCAGGUCCACAGCGACGCCAAACGAGUCGUCGUCGUAGGCGUCAUCGAUAACCUCCUCAAAGGCGCCGCUACCCAGUGUCUGCAGAACCUCAACAUCGCCCUUGGCUACGACGAGACUGCUGGCAUCCCCCACUUGCAGUAG